Sinocyclocheilus anshuiensis is the source of this 250-nucleotide messenger RNA. RefSeq names its product ras and Rab interactor 2-like. NCBI's taxonomy places the organism in Eukaryota, Metazoa, Chordata, Actinopteri, Cypriniformes, Cyprinidae. The record is from RefSeq and is a predicted model, not a curated record. The annotation marks the transcript as partial. Gene Ontology annotation, cellular component: cytosol; endocytic vesicle. Gene Ontology annotation, biological process: vesicle-mediated transport. The transcript is spliced from 2 exons. Gene Ontology annotation, molecular function: guanyl-nucleotide exchange factor activity; small GTPase binding.
CAAGCAGCCCCAGGAGAUGGGUGUGGAUGGAGCUCUGCCCCCUGACCCUGUUGCCAUAGAGAAGAUUCGCCACAAGUUCCACAACAUGUGCAAGAUGUACUCACCUGAGAAGAAAGUGUCUCUGCUUCUCAGUGUGUGCAAGCUUAUCUACACCAUAAUGGAGAGCAACUCAGGGAGGAUGUACGGGGCAGAUGACUUCCUGCCCAUGCUGACAUAUGUGAUGGCCCAGUGUGACAUGCCACAACUGGAU